Messenger RNA from Neohortaea acidophila, 3184 nucleotides. RefSeq lists its product as uncharacterized. The record is from RefSeq and is a predicted model, not a curated record. The transcript has a single exon. Bases 343 to 2985 code for a protein of 880 amino acids. NCBI's taxonomy places the organism in Eukaryota, Fungi, Ascomycota, Dothideomycetes, Mycosphaerellales, Teratosphaeriaceae.
CAGAAGAUUGGUGCGAGAAGCGAGAGCAAGAGUGUGACAAACACCCCGACCACCGAACAAGACUCCCGUCCCACCACGCCCAAAAGCGUCCGACCUCCGCUCUCCCCUCGAACCGAUCACCAACUGCGCCUCGCCUGCGCCUACGUCCUCCAAGACUUCAAGCCCUCCCAUCAAUUGUACGAGGAACGAUACGGAACGACGGAAGAUGAUCGGCCGCGCUUGAGUUAUCCCGUGGUUGAUAAAACCGAAAAGCGACAGGAUGAGGUGCCUCAAGGACCCUUUCCACAGCGGACAAGUUCGCGAGCCAGACCGCAGAGAAGGCAGGAAGCAGAGCAGACGAGCAUGCUCGAACUUCCCCGGAUGAAGCCGACCAUCAAGAGCCAGGCAUUCUUCGAAGGCCUUCACAUUGACUCUAAAACCCUCGAUGCCCCACCUCCAAUGCCAGACAAGGCCAAGAUGGAUAAGCUGAUGGAUGAGGAGAUCCGCUUCGACCUGUCCAACCUGAACCCCCCAAUUGCCAGUCCCGCCUUCUUCGCUGGCGUCGAUGUCCAGCGAUUGCGAAAAGAGCAUUUGGCCAUCGGCCAGACUGCGUCCGAUGCUUCGAACUCGCAAGUCGGCACCGAGGCCCGCCCAGUCAAACUUCUUAUGCGUUCCGCGUCCAAUCCAGUGUCUACAAGAGCUGUCUUGGUCGACCAUCACCCCAAGAAGUGGCCACGCGCCGAAUCUGCCGACACCACAGCCUCCUCGCCACGUACCGAUGGCACGGAGAAUGCAUGGAACCUUUCCACCGCACCAACCUCUGCGGCCGCAACACCUGCGCCAGGCUCGAUGCGGCAAUCGUCACAGUCCGCGCGACAAGGGUCGGAGAAGUUCCUGACGGCAGAUAUCGAGUGGAUGCGGUCGGAGCUAGAGAGGCACAAGAGAGAACAGGACGAGGCCAAGGCACGGCGAGAGCUGGACAACCAGGUCCUUGCGAGCCUUGGGUUGAACACCGGGCCGGACGCUGCACAGCAGUCUUCCAAAACAUCGGCCCAGGCCCCGGUGCGGAAACCCUUGCCGGCCAUACAAGCAGACGGCCUCCUCCGAGGGAGAAAAACGAACCAGUCGAUCCAAGAGAGACGCAACGUCCCACCCGUUGCACAGCUCAGCGCCACACCAAGCAGAGAUGCCUCACGAUCGGCGGUCAACCGACAGCACUCCGUGCCCCGGUCGGAGAAUGCACAAGAGCUAUAUAUGCGUCAAGCAGAAAGCAGCGAAAGCCAAGCAGCGAGUCGGAGAGGCAGUCAAACAUCCGAGCCACGCAAACUGCGGUCUCUUUCUCGCGAGUUCCGAGAGUACUUUGGGGGCUCGUCAGAUGCCGCAGUAUCCUCUGGCGACGAUGUCUCCCGUGCUUCGAGUCGCUCCCGGAGAUUGUUCCAGUUGAAUCCCCGGCCACGUGACGGCACCAGGGCGCCACUGGCCAGUAUCGAGAGCAGCAAGCCGCAAAGCCGCUCGCGAUCCAUCGAGUCCAUUCGUAGCGCUGUAUCUGCUGUCGCGCCAUCGCUCGACUCGGCUGCAAGCAAGUUGCGAAGCUGGAAAUCAUCGCGUACCGGAGAGAGUACUACGACCAACGACACUAGCAGAUCGGGCUCUUCGCUCUCGAAAAGACACAGUCGGGAUUUCAGUCGCGAAUUACAGAUGUCUCCGGACUCGCACAAGAGAGGCAAAUCGUCGGUCAAUCUCAAUCGCGAGCUCCCGCCGCUGCCAUCCAUCGAUCAGUGGAAGCCGGCGGAGCCCGAAAAGCCCAAGCAUAUCGUCUCCAUGGCCAGCCCAAAGCGCUUCAGUCUGAGACUAUCGGGAGGUGCUGCUGCGUCUGCUCCCAACCUUGCGGAGUUCGGCCCCGUUUCGCCUCUUCCAGGUCCGGGUACGUACACCUCCUCCACUUCUCGGAUCCAGUCCAUCUACAGUCGAUACUCCAAAAUCUCGGACGGAUGGCUCCCGCCGCUUUCUGCUGGUGCCUCGCCAACUGUCCAGUCGCCGCUCCCACAGCUCGGUCAAACUGCGGACCGCUACUCCAGCAUCGGUGACUCCGCAAGACCUGAAUCUUUCCCCGCCUCUCCAGCAUACGCAGUCGUCGAUCCACGACAAGCCUCCUUCCCCGCCUCGCCUGCCUAUACGACGACAGAUGAACAAGCACAACAAGUGUCCUCGUCCAUCCCCCCGUCCCCAGCUUACCUAACGGUCGAGUCUCAGCAGCAACGCAUCCCAAGCGAGUACAUGUUCCGCUCGAAUUUCGGUGCCCUGCUACAACCAUCGUCUCCACUUUCCGUCCCUGUCGUGCUCGACACCACCCCACCUCAGCGAGCGGUCACCAUCAAGCGAAGGACAGAAGACAUGUUCCUCCCCGACCUCGACGCCAGGGCGAGGAACGAAAGCAGUAUAGUCGGCCCUCCGGCAGCAAGCAAGGAAGAGUCAUCGUCCGGAACGCCGGCCAAGACACACAUCAUCAAUCACUCCCGCAGCCUCGGAAAAAAGAAAUCCGACAAGGCCGCGCCAGCACCGGGAAUCAAGAGGCAAAACACCGCUCCAAUCCUGCAUUCCGCCGCCGCUGCCUCCUCCUCGCCAUCUACACCAUCCUCGCACUCCAAAUCCGUCAGCGACGGAACCAAUUUCUCGCGCGUCAAGCCAACGUCCACAGCCGCUACGCCUGAAAACUACACCCGCCUGUACGACAUGGGCUACCGCAAUAUCGUGCAAAUCCAGCCGCAAGAUCGUCCUGGAGCAGGUGCCGAGAUCGCCCCUGAUGCUACUGCUGCUGCCACCGCGGCGGCGAAAUCCGCGACGCUGUCCGUCUUGCCGGAACGCAAGGAUUCCAAGCGGUGGUGGAAGAGGGGCACUUCGAAGAAGAUUGCGAGGAAGGGGAGUGGGGCGCAGGCACCGGCAUUGGCGCAGGUGGGCGAAUACAUGCACGCUGAUGAGAGUGCGCCGACUGUUGUGAGGUUUUGAUUCUUCUUUUCUUCUUUAUCCUUGUUGCUUCGCUUUUGUUGCGACUUGGGCUUCUGUGAGUGUUGGACACGACUUUGUGCCUGCUCUGUUUGUUUUGGCUGGCGGGUUUAGCGAGCGCGGUGUUGGGGCGUUUCGUCUGGGGGUGGGGAAAAGGCAUACCAUUCUUGCUGAUUACAGAUAGGGGAUUUACUGUAAACUU